Messenger RNA from Amoebophrya sp. A120, 2593 nucleotides. NCBI's taxonomy places the organism in Eukaryota, Dinophyceae, Syndiniales, Amoebophryaceae. The record is from the annotation of a GenBank genome assembly.
AGGACGCGUGGUCCCAGAACUACACUAAGAACCCAAGUACCUACUUAGUUGACUACCUCUUGUUGGUCCUCUGUAGUUCUCGCUUUUGUUUCGUUUUAAACCCGCAAUAUAGAACCUCCACGUAAGACUCAGACAAGCAGCAAUGUCGCUUCUUGUUCUUGUGCAAGAACUACAUAAACGGCGUGUACAAGACCUUUGGCGCAGCAGCACCACGAAGGGAACUUCGUGUUCCGCCGCCGUCCUCGCAGGAGCACUUCUGUGCGGCUUUCUCUGUGAACAAGGUGAACACGACGCGUUGUUGGGUCGUUUUUCUAAUUUCCGUGGAGUUGCGGCGGUUGAGGUCCUCGUGAAGACUAGAACAAAGAACACUCACACUGCUCGUCAACAUCUAUCCAGCGUCGACUUUCUUGGCGAUUGCUUGCCGCGUCUGGAAAACGACCUCGCGGAGUGCAAACGUUGCUGUUCCGGAGCGCACGUUUACAAGUGCACCGGCAGAUGUCCGAAUAAAGAGGCAAACAAGGCAAAAAAGGCGCAACAGAAAAAAAACUGCAACAGUGCCUGUGAAACGGAAUUUGAAGAAUAUCAAAAAACGUUAACGACGCCGGCGCCAGCGCCGAGUGGUGGUGACAAUACUGGUACAUCAACGACGCCGACCCCAACGCCUAGUGGGAGCGAUGGCACUUCUGGUAGCACCACGCCGACACCGACACCUAGUGCAAGUAGUGGUGAUCAAAACUCCGGUGACGGAUCUUCGGCAGAUGGUGGUGGUGAAGCGUCCGCCGCCGGGGCUGCUACAGGCAGAAGCGGCGCCCCGCAUAUGGAAGAGGCAAACUGUGUGUUUUCUAGUUGUGUAAGCUGUUUAGUGCAAGACGAAGACAGCGGAAAUGCAAAUAAGAAUAACUUAUCAUGCUGUGGCUGUGCAGAUGGUGCGGACGUGCAGUACGUGAAUUAAGAAUAAUAUUAUACUAUAAUAUUGUGUUUUUACAACGCACACACACUAGAUGAAUUAUGGCCCCUGCAUACCUUUUACAAACCAUGAACAUGAUGACAGACGCUUACAAACCAGAUUGAUGAACCCUCGUGCAUGUAGCUUCUCAUGGCCACACACUUCAUACGCAACUAGCGCAGUAGUUUUUUGUUUUCUUGCAUACCAGAGGCAGGGGGCUCCGUGGACUUUACAUCGCAAGGCGGAGCAGGGAGUAACACAAAUAGUGCCGCGAAGAACUCUCCACCUCCUUCUACUGGGUCUUGCGGUUCCAAUAUCCACUGCAAAUAAUAUAUCUGGGUCCGGAAUAAACUUGUGAUGCAGGUUUGCGUUUGGCAAUCAUGAGGACUUGUUUGAAUUGACGGCCAAGCAUGACAAGUUUUUGAGUUGUUAGGUGUAGUUGAUGCCGAUUCUGCAUGGCAAACUGCGUUCUUUCCGGAUGACAACAAAAUGGGGCGACGUUCACGUUUGCGUAACGUGCAUGACAGACUUGAGAGAUGUCAUGGUCACUCGUCUGACCGAACAACAUGACAACUCUUGCAUGAUUCUUCCAGCACCAGAUGACCCAGAUCGAUCUUCCCAAUGCAUACCCAACACUACGGUGAUCGUUGUCGUGGUGGUCGUCGCGCUGGUGCUACUUGUGGGCAUCGGUCUGAUUCUCUUCAGGUUGAGCGACGGAGGAGACUACUACUCGCCCGACGACUAUUACGCGCCGGAAGACGCUUUUAACUACUCGCAAGGCAAAGGCACCCGGGGCUCGAUGAUCAUGGGAACCAAGGGCGGUUAUCCUGUGCAAAAGUAUCGUACGCGUAGUAAUUGCGUUGAUGCAUGACAAAUCUCUUUCUCAAGGUAAAUCAGCAUUCCAAAUUCGAUUUGUAAUGCUGCGCCAAUUUGUAAUGCUAGUACGAUAGGAUACUUUUGCGAUGCAUAGGUUUUUAUCAAAUGCAAAUACCAGUCUGGGGUCUCGGGACGAUGAAAGAACUUGUGAUGCUGCUGAACUCUGCCUGAUUCUGAUUACAUUUGCAACACUACAACUUCCGGAGGCAGCUACGCAGAUGAAGUUUGUGGAGCGUGUUCUCAUGCAAGGAUGACGUCGAUUCGUUUUCGUUUAAAGCAACGAACCACAUGGUUCCCAAACUAACACUAGGAGGUGGACUUUUCUUCUUGGUCAUGCAAAAACAAUACUUAAUUUACAGGAGAUUUAAUCUGCAGCGCUUAGAGGAAUGGAAGACGAGCAUCACAAGUUCCAGUUUCCCAGACCCACAUCGAUUUCCAGUUGAUACGCCAACAUGACGCGGCCGUCCAAAGGGGGUUACGGAAACAAAGGGGACAAGACCUACGGAGGUGGCUACGGAGGAGGUGGAUACUAUUGAAGGCGACAUGAUGGAGCGGAAUCAAUUUUUUCGUAUGUUGUUUCGUGUAUUCGUACACUAUCCGCUCUGUCGACUAUCCUGCAUACUUUUCUUUUCGUGUUUAGACUUUGACUGAACAUCCAAGCCUUUUAGAUUACCCCGCAUGAAGAUAUUAACGGCUGUGUUUCAAGCUCCCCUCAAAACAAGACAGAAGAUGAAGAUAGGCGUAAGAGGCCCACGUACAAGUACAGAAAAA